Drosophila virilis is the source of this 1210-nucleotide messenger RNA. NCBI's taxonomy places the organism in Eukaryota, Metazoa, Arthropoda, Insecta, Diptera, Drosophilidae. The record is from RefSeq and is a predicted model, not a curated record.
UUGAAAUAAAAUAUUGUAUUUAAAAUUUUGUUACGAAAAAUUUGAUGCGUUUAGUUACAUUGUGUGUGUGGUUUAAUAUAUUAUCAUUAAAGAGUUCGUUAAGAAUUUAUGUUACAUUUUUCAUUGCCUCCUAACUAUGUAUGUGUAUAUUUAGCUUUAAGGUAUUGUAAAAAAUUUUGAGUAGUUCGUUAUUUUUUGAUUUAUUUGUUUUCUGUUUUGUUGUUUAUUCAUUUUAGUUUUCGUUAAGUUUGUCGUCUGUGGAGCGCGUUUUUCGUGUUGCCGAUUGCUCAGGAAAUCGUCUCGAAAUCGGAGCUAUAACAACCUGAUCGCCUCGUGUUAGCUGGCCAAAUGUGUAUAAUUUCUGGUUUAGCAGCAGUGACUAAGAAUACACUAAAAUUGGUCAAGCGCGUGGAACGGAACUGGUUUGCCACGGAGCUGACUCGGCAGUUUAUCAAAUGUUCCCGCUAGAUGGCGUCUCCGAAAUGCGUCACAGCGCUCAACAGUGGCGCAACUGUGCGGCGUGCGUUCAACAGUUGAAUUAUUUAAUAAAUGGCUUCGCGUUGAUUUUUGCGAGCCAAAUGUGUUUAUUAUAAAUAAAAGAAAGACCAAAAUGGAUGAUGAAAAUGUAUCACGAACAAAAUAGCUGGACAUUAUCAUGACGAAUACCUUGUGGACGCCGCGCUCUGUGCUGCUGCUCGCAGCUCUACUCUUUGCCACAGCGAAUGCCGCGGCUGCCGCUUCGAGUGCCUCAUUAGCAGCCAGUAGGGAGUCCGGGCUGCCGGCUCAAAGUGUGCUGGCCCUGGUGCCGGCAGCAGCACGCGGCAGUUUUCUGCUCUACCAAUUAGCAACGGCCAUAAAUUCUGGCGACUACCCCUGGCUGGAGCUGGAGCAGGAGCAGGAGCAGGAGUUACUUGUAGAACAGGAAAUCGACUCCGGCUGGCUGGCCGCAAUGGCAAAUGAAUUUCAGAAUGUGCCCGUUUCUGAAAACUUUCCGUUGCAAUUGCAAACCUGGCUAAUGGAUAGCUACGGCCUGAGCGCCGUCGAUGUCUAUCGGAGCUGGCCCACGGCUCGAUCUGGCCGUGCCCGGCAGCUGACCUGCAAUGCACUCGGCGUGUGCCAUGAGUUGGCCCAAAUUGUAGACGCAUGUUGUCCAUUUUGAGCAACGCGGCGGGGGUGUGGCAAAUAAACGCAUUUAAAAUCGUUCAGAGUA